This is a messenger RNA of Mobula hypostoma (lesser devil ray), 5683 nucleotides long. RefSeq names its product ADAM metallopeptidase with thrombospondin type 1 motif, 13 (gene adamts13). The transcript has 32 exons. NCBI's taxonomy places the organism in Eukaryota, Metazoa, Chordata, Chondrichthyes, Myliobatiformes, Myliobatidae. Gene Ontology annotation, biological process: extracellular matrix organization; proteolysis. Bases 111 to 4865 code for a protein of 1584 amino acids. The record is from RefSeq and is a predicted model, not a curated record. Gene Ontology annotation, cellular component: extracellular matrix. Gene Ontology annotation, molecular function: metalloendopeptidase activity.
GUGCAGACCUUUCGCUGAGCGAUAGCCCUGUUGACGAGGUGCAGCUGUAAGUUCCCUGGAAAUGUUGCUCUUCUUCAUUGUGGACUUUGCUACCGCCUGAUGUGGACACAAUGAUCAGCCUUUCACUGGCCUUCCCGUCUCUGAGCCUCUUUCCCCAACUCUGGUGUAUUGGAUUGUUUCUAAACCAGGGGUUUCUGGGACCGGUCCAGGGCACCAGUGAUUUGUCUUAUUUUGGAGACCAGUCAGAGAUUGGAGAGCCAUGUUCAGCAGAUAUCCAGUGUCAGUGCCAGGAUCUGACUCAGGGACACCCCUGCCGGAAGGAACUGUGCACCCUGAGGACUUCAGGGGAGGUGUAUCAGAUUCGCUUCUCAGCUGAGAACCGACUCACUUCAAAUUUGUGUUUCAUUCAUCACAUCUUCAAUUCGUCCUUUAGCAUCGUCAGGCAAUUGCCGGAGAGCUGUGUGCAGAAUGGCGAGUUGGUAUGGCCCCCAGGGCCUCGGGCACUGAUCAGCUUUUGCCAUGGUCAUCUACAUGCAAUGAUAUUUACAAAGGAAAAGAAGAUUUACAUCUGCCCAAGAGAUCUGAAACUCUUUACUGACGGAGAGGAGAUUGUUCCUCAUGUAGCUUUCCAUUAUCCACUCUCAGAAGAUGCCUGGAGUCCUGCCAGUGACAGACAAACUAAGCAUUCCUUUAUUACAAGACGGUCAGUGCAGGAGACAAAACACCUGGAGCUCCUGGUUGUGGUGGGGCACGAUGUGUACAACUUCCACAAGCAAGACACAGAGCGCUACGUCCUCACCAACUUGAAUAUCGCUGCUGAACUGUUGAGAGAUGCUUCCCUAGGUGCUCAACUGCGAGUCCACCUCACAAAGAUAGUCAUUCUGAAAGAACCUGAGGCGGAACUUCAGAUCACAAAAAACCUCACUUCGUCUCUCAUUAGCCUAUGCAAGUGGAGUCGAACAAUUAACCCAGGCAACGACUCUGAUCCACUCCAUGCUGAUCUGGUUCUCUACGUUACCAGGUUUGAUUUGGAAUCUGACGAUGGGAACAAGAUGGUCCGAGGCGUGACGCAGCUGGGUGGGUUGUGCAGCCGCUUAUGGAGCUGUGUGAUUACCGAGGACACAGGAUUCAAUCUCGGCAUCACCAUUGCUCACGAGAUAGGCCACAGCUUUGGCAUCAACCAUGACGGGCACAAAAAUGACUGUGUUGGCAACUUGCAUAUCAUGGCAGCAGAGGGCGGCUACAACAGUGUCGACCUGACUUGGUCCAAGUGCAGCCGAGACCAGUUCGUGAAGUUCUUCAGCACAAGACGAGGGACGUGUUUGGAUAACCUUCCGGCAACAGAAUCUGAUCUCUCCAGCCAGAAGCCGGGACUGUACUACGGGGUGGAUGACCAGUGCAAGAUUGCCUUUGGAGGCAAGGCGUCCUCUUGCAGCUUCAGCAGACACGAUAUCGAUGUAUGCAAUGUUCUAUCAUGUCACACAGAUCCAUCAGACUACAGCACGUGCAAACGCUUAUUCAUUCCCCUACUAGAUGGAACGGAGUGUGGGCCCAACAAGUGGUGUUUAAGAAGGAGCUGCACAUCUCUGGGGGAGCUGAAAAUGACUGGGGCUGUCCAUGGGGCCUGGUCAGCCUGGACUCCAUUUAGCAGCUGCUCCAGGACCUGUGGGGGAGGGGUCAGUCAACGACACCGACAUUGCAACAAUCCAAGACCUGCUUUUGGUGGCCAUAAGUGCGAGGGAACAGAUAUGGAGGCAAAAAUGUGUAACACACAGCCUUGCCAGGGAAGUCAGUUUGAUUUCAUGGCUUUGCAGUGUUCACAGACGGAUUCUCAGCCUCUCGACCUGACACCAAGGGUUCCAGUUUAUUAUAAGUGGUUACCUGCAGUCGGUUAUGCAAAAGGUAGCAUGCUGUGUAAGUACGUAUGCCGAGUGGAGGGCAAGAAUUUCAUGCUGAGUCGGGGGGACAGUUUUGUGGAUGGAACCAGAUGUGAGUCGAGUAACUUGGAGACAACAUCAUUGUACAAUCUCUGUGUUAAAGGAAAUUGCAGGGUUUUCGGCUGUGAUGGAAAGCUGGACUCUGGCCAGAUGUGGGAUAGCUGCAUGGUUUGUGGUGGUGACAACUCCAGCUGCCAGAAGCUAGUUGGUUCCUACACUGAGGGGACUACCCAGGAGUAUGUUACUUUCCUCACAGUCCCAACACGUUCUACCAAUGUCCGAGUUUCCAACAGCCAGGCUAUGUUCUCUCAUCUAGGUGUGAAAGUGAAGGGUCAAUAUGUGAUUGGCGGAGCCAAGAAGAUUUCACUCAACACAUCAUAUCCGAGCAACCUGGAGGACAACAGAAUUGUGUACAGGCUGUAUCUCACCCAGCAAAACCUGCCAGCCUCCGAGGAGAUCCUCAUCAAUGGACCCACAGCUGAAGCCAUUGAAAUACAGGUGUAUCGGAAAUAUGGGAAAGAAUAUGGAGAUAUUGUGAAUCCGAACAUCACGUAUAGCCUCUAUGUUGCAAAGCGAGAUCAUUCAUACAUCUGGCUCCCAGUUACUGAGCCAUGUUCAACAAGCUGUGGGCCCGGAACUACAAGAGUUCAUUAUCUGUGUAGUGACCAGAAACAGGGACAAGUUGUGGAAAUGCAGCACUGCUCGAAGUCAACGAGGCCGCCUGAUAGGCUGGAAUCCUGUAACACUGCACCAUGCCCUUCCUGGUGGGAGGUGGGCGAGUUUGGCGCGUGCAGCAUCUCCUGUGGCGGAGGACAGCGAGAAAGGGACGUUCGUUGCCUGAAGCAAGAGGGAACUGACACCCGGCGGACCUCUGACGCGGAUUGCGCUGGUUCUCCCAGACCCGAGUCAAAGGAAACGUGUAACAACCACAGCUGCCCUGUCAGGUGGAAUGUUUCUGAGUUGGGAGUGUGUUCUGCAUCCUGUGGAAUUGGAGUUGCAGAGCGAUCAGUUACCUGUGUCCAGUUCAUCAACGGGGCGGACGUCGAGGUGAAUAAGACUCUGUGUCAGGCAGAGACGCAGCCCCCAGACACCACACCGUGCAUCAUCAGCAUCUGUCCUUUUAAGCUGGAUCAGGUACCCUGGUCAGAGGGAUCCAAGCAACUGAGGAAGGAGGUCAAAAAUAUCAUGAAAGUCACAGCCUUGUUAAACGUGCCAACUGAGGGAAGCACUUAUCUCUGGGUUCCCAUAAUGGGAUCAUGUUCCGUUAGCUGUGGUGAAGGAACAUCAGAGAUCAGGUACGUGUGCAUGAGCGCUGAGACAAGGGAGGAGUCACGGCAAGAGUACUGCGAUCAGAACUUCCAACCUCAGAUGCACUAUAUGCCAUGCACCAGUAAGCCAUGCCCCCCUUGGUGGGAAGUCCACGAGUAUGGCCCGUGUAAUGUGAGCUGUGGAGGUGGAGUACGUGAGAGGGAGGUGUACUGCGUAAAGAAAGAAAGGCAUUUAUAUCAGAGGGUACCUCCCUUGGAAUGUGCUAACACUUCAAGGCCAGCUUCCAUAGAGAUAUGCAAUUCUGAUCCCUGUCCUGUAAGGUGGCGGUACAAGUCCGAAUCUUGCAGCAUGCCGUGCGGAGGAGGGGUGAGGCAAAGGCUGUUGUACUGUACGAAGGUAUUACCUGACCGUGAGGAGCUGACAUCGGAUAAAGAAUGUCUUCAUUUGAGCCGACCUGAGGACUUAGAAAUUUGCAAUCUCCAUCCUUGCCCUCCAAGGUGGCAGGUUUCAGAGCCAGGACGGUGCUCGGUACUUUGUGGGACUGGUGUGGCUGAGAGGAAGGUGACCUGUGUCCAGCUUCACAAUGGGACAGACAUGGAAGUGAACAGAUCCCGUUGCUCAGGGCUGGAGGAGCCUCUGUCACGUGUCCCAUGUGUCGUCAGCUGCCCGUUUGGUUGGAAUCCCCAAAACUGGUCUGAGUGUUCGGUUUCCUGUGGACAUGGUGUCCGAAGCAGGCAGUUGCUCUGUGUCAAUCUGGACUCAAACGAGGUUGUGCUUGACGCCUUCUGUGACGAGCUGACGAGACCUGCUACCGAGGAGCCCUGCGAAGUGGGACUCUGCUCGACCCAGUCAACAGUCCAGACUGUAGCUCUGACACGGGCUCCCACGGGGACUGCCUCCGCCGGCCUUAUAGCUACAGUGACACCACAGGAGUCCAGAACCAACACAACUGCACUGGCUAAAGGCUCAAGAAAUGAAGGUGUCUGUGGGAAACUGGUUCUGAGCAAAUCAGGCAUGUUGAACCUGACCAACCUGCAGGUGAAGGAAUGCACGUUUAGCAUUGGACGUCCACUGGAUGAGGUCAUCACGAUUCGUGUUCUGUCCAGCUCACUGAGCUGCAGCAGGCGGGACGCGCUGUCAUUUUGUGGGCGACGACUGUUCUGGAAGACCUGCUCCCCACUGAAAGGGUUUACACUCACAUCUGUCACCAACACGCUGACAGUCAGGCAGUGGAGCAGCACUAAGGGUCUUGGAGCUGUCCUCCAGUUCUCCAGCAGCCUCUCAUCGCGACAGUACCACAGAGAAUGUGACGUCCAGCUGUACGGACCCUGGGGUAUUAUAGUCAACCCCAUGCAGUCCUACAAGGAGGGUCAAGCCUGUCGUACCUUUAUCAACGUAUCUCCAAUAGAUCGAAUCAUAAUCAGAGUCCUGCACCUGAAAUUUGACAAUAGUGUGAACACAACCUCCCCUGAUUACAUUCUGAUCAAGGAUGUCAGCACCCAGAGAUAUUCUGCAUUUCGUGGUAAUAGACUGUUCCUUUGGCAGUCACUGGGAAACUCUGUCGAAAUUGAAUUUCAUGGAGAUUUUGGAUUCCGGGCCUUGUUCAGAGCUGUACCAUCCCAAAAUGUGAGGGGUGUCCACCGUCUGAACUGUGGGUAAUGGAAACCAUAGCAGAUUCCACCCCUCUGGAGUGUCCGAUUAUCCGUUUCUGUUCGCAUCCAAGCAGCAGCUGAUUACAUCUUCCCCUAGUUGUGAUUGUGAGGACUUGGCAUUCUCUGAAGAACAAGUGGACUGCCUCUUUCCCAAGUUCCCACCACUGGAAACCAACCUUCCUUUGACCUCCUUCUGUAACUUCUGGUUUAAGAAUCGGUCACUUGGAGCUACUGAUGUGAAGAUGGUCGAACAAGUGUUACAUUACAACUAAACUGUGAUCCAUGGAUUUCUGUUGUAUUUGUGUUGUCAACAGUUGAGGAUUAGACGAUUUCCACAAUUUAUGGUUCAUUAAAUUCAACAUGAUCAAACCAGCAAUUAAUAAAUUGGCUUGAGUCCCCAUGGUGAUCUGCAACACAAAAACUCAGGGGCCUUAUGUGUUACAUAAUAGGCAUCUGUUAGUCUCAUGAGACCAUGGAUUUGCGCCUUGGAAGGUUUCCAGGGCGUUGGCCUGGGCAAGGUUGUAUGGAAGACCAGCAGUUGCCCAUGCUGCAAGUCUCCCUUCUCCAUGCCACCGAUGUUGUCCAAGGGAAGGGUAUUAGGAUCCAUAGAGCUUGGCACCAGUGUCGUCGCAGAGCAAUGUGUGAUUAAGUGCCUUGCUCAAGGACACAACACGCUGCCUCAGCCAAGGCUCGAACUAGCAACUUUCAAAUCACUAGAUGAAUGCCUUAACCACUUGGCCACGCGCCAACACAUAUGCUUAUUGUACAUUGUAGAGUGGUAAGAUCUGAGGAAGGUUCUGAAUCCCAUAGCUCCAAAGCUUUAGG